AUGAAGCUCUGUGCACUGGCCGCUCUGCUCCUCUUCAUCAAUGAGGCGUCGUCGCACAACUGCUCGUACCACGCUGUCCUCGAGCAUCUUCAGCUGAGCCAGAGGUCGACGCUGUUCACUCGUAGUCGCCCCGUGAAGAACCACACCCACCCCACAGAGCUGCUGCUGGACGUCCUCGUCUACGCCAUCCUGGACGUGGUCAAGAUCGACCAGACGUUUGUCUCGUACAUCUGGUCCGUACAGACGUGGGAAAAUGACUACAUUCGCUGGGACGUAGAGGAGUUCUGUGGGAUCGAGAGUGUUGUGAUCCCCGUCCAAAUGCUGUGGAUGCCUGACAUCACCAUAGAGGAGAUGACAGAGAGGGACAAGUCCAGCCCGAGUCCGUACCUCCACAUCUACCACAACGGCACCGUGACCUACAAGAACGACCAGGUCGUCCUCAGCACCUGCAGGAUUCGCGUCUACAAGUUUCCCUUUGACACCCAAAUGUGCGACCUGUCCUUCAAAUCGGUGCUGAUGGGGGAAACAGAUAUUCGUCUGUCUUCUUAUAACUCGACGGAGGCGACGCAGUGGUCCCGGGACGUGAUGAGGACUCAGUACGAGUGGCACUUCGUCAACAUCACCGUCACUAAGUCCACGGUCAGCCCCUUCGACUACCCGCAGGACAUGAUCACCUACAGCAUCCUGGUGCAGCGGAGUUCCAUGUUGUACAUAGUGAACUUCAUCCUUCCGGUCCUGUUCUUCCUGUUCCUGGACUUUGCGUCUUUCCUCAUGCCGGACACAGGAGGAGAGAAGCUGGGGUUUAAGAUCACCGUCCUACUCGCUGUGACUGUGAUGCAGCUGCUGCUGAACGACAUUUUACCCUCUUCAUCCAGACGCAUCCCUCUGAUCGCGGUGUACUGUAUUGGCAUCUUCUCUCUCAUGCUGCUCAGCCUCCUGGAGACCAUCAUAGUCCUGCAUCUGAUCAACAAAGACCAGAUGCAGGACCAGGGCCAGAGCGACCCCUACAAGCCGCUCAGAGAGGCGAUCAGUCUGACUCGGGGUGUUGUUCCCAUGGACCUCAUUAAAGAACGGGGGCAGGUUUCGGAGCAGGUCCUGACCACUCUGCUGGCCCAGCUCCUGCAGAACCACAUCGAGGAAGAGGAGGCUGUGGGAUACUGGAUGAAGAAGUCCAAGACCAUUCACAAAGUGUUCUUCAGCUUCUACGCCACCGCCGCCGCGUCCUUUCUGGCGUUUAUAUUCUACAUGUGGAAAAGACUUGUCGUUUGUGAAACCUGCUCGUACCUUCAGAUCCUCGAGGGUCUGAACCUCACGUCCCAGAAUCCUCUGUUGACCCUGAGUCGUCCGGUCAAACUCCCGUCCGCUGUUCUCGAGGUCGAUGUGGAUUUCCAGCUGAAGGCGAUACUCGACGUGCACGAGAUCGAGCAGACGUUCCUGUCCGACACCUCCAUCGAGAUCGGCUGGAUGAACCAGCACAUUUCGUGGGACGAGGACGCGUCCUGUCGUCGAGUGAAGAGGAUCACUGUGCCCUCUGACCUCCUGUGGAAGCCCGACCUGCGCAUCCUCGAAAUGGUGGACAAAGAUAAAACUCCUCUCAGUCCGUUCCUGGUGGUGAAGAGUGAUGGGUACGUGAUGAUGAAGUACGACCAGGUCGUCCUCGGCGCCUGCAGGAUGCAAGUUUACAAGUUUCCCUUUGACACACAAAGGUGCAGCCUGUCAAUCAAGUCUUUUGUCCACUCAAUUGACGAGAUUCUGCUGGUUAAACAAAUGUCAGAUGAGGUGAUGAAACAGACGAUCUUCGACGAGAUGCAGACGCAGUACGAGUGGCUCUUCAUCGACAUCCAAGUCGACAACACAACAAGCAAGUCCCUGAGCCAGACGCAGAGCCAACUGGUGUACACCUUCAGUAUGAGGCGUCGUGCGAUCCUCUACGUGGUGAACUUCAUUCUCCCCCUGCUCUUCUUUCUGGCCCUGGACUUUGCGUCGUUCCUCAUGCCGAGCACAGGGGGCGACAAACUGAGCUUUAAAAUCACCAUUCUCCUGGCGGUCACUGUGCUACAGCUGCUCCUCAACGAGAUCCUCCCGUCCUCCUCCAACUUCCUCCCCCUCAUCGCCGUCUUCUGCAUGGGCGUGUUCUGGCUGAUGAAGGUCAGCCUCCUGGAGACCAUCUUCAUCAUGUACCUCCUGGAACGAGACAACACGGUCCAAAAAAGCCAAGAGAAGGAGGCACAGGAAAACCUCGACAACGUGCUGAAGAAGUGCAGUUGUUUUACAUUUCUUCCUCAGGACGUGUCUAAUGACUUCAUUCUCGAAGAAACAGAGGACAAAGAGGACGGCAAGCGGCGCUCCCCGGCGGACAGCGGCUCAAACGUGGACAAGCUGGUGGAGGAGCUGAGGCAGUUGCGCGCGGCCGUGUCCGAGGCCGUAGGGGGCGGUAGAGAGCCGCGGGCCGGAUACUGGAGCGCCCGCGUCCCCUCCAUGAACAGAGUGUUCAUGGUGGUUUACUCCGCAUGCACCGCCGUGUUCCUCCUCACCAUCUUCUACCACUGGCUCAACUGA
This is a messenger RNA of Periophthalmus magnuspinnatus, 2559 nucleotides long. RefSeq lists its product as uncharacterized. Bases 1 to 2559 code for a protein of 852 amino acids. NCBI's taxonomy places the organism in Eukaryota, Metazoa, Chordata, Actinopteri, Gobiiformes, Gobiidae. Gene Ontology annotation, molecular function: transmembrane signaling receptor activity; neurotransmitter receptor activity; extracellular ligand-gated monoatomic ion channel activity. Gene Ontology annotation, cellular component: membrane; synapse; neuron projection. The record is from RefSeq and is a predicted model, not a curated record. The transcript is spliced from 19 exons. Gene Ontology annotation, biological process: chemical synaptic transmission; regulation of membrane potential; signal transduction.